Didymodactylos carnosus is the source of this 3117-nucleotide messenger RNA. The record is from the annotation of a GenBank genome assembly. Lineage: Eukaryota; Metazoa; Rotifera; Eurotatoria; Philodinida; Philodinidae.
AUGCAGCUCUUUUUAAUAGACGAAAAUUCCCAUACUCAGACGGUCCGACUCCUUUCAACUAAAGUUGUCGCCGAUUAUGAUUGUACAUUUGAACAAGACAUGUGCGGUUGGACACAAGGUCAAAAUACUUCGCUCGAUUGGUUUCGUGAACAACCAGCAUCGAACCCUCUGGCCGGUAUUACUGGUCCAUUGGCAGAUCAUACAUAUGCAAACACCACAGGGUAUUAUGCAGCGUCAAAACUACCACUUUCUGUGAUCCGUUUAGAUGCUAUUCAUAUAUCAGCUUUAGUGAGUCCACGUUUACCAAAUAAUAUUUCAAAUUCAAUAUGUGCGCAAUGGUGGUAUAUGAUGGUUGGCACACAGAAAACGGUACUAAGUUUGAAUUUAAUUUCUAAUGAAAACUUAACUUCAAAACAAUCCGUGUGGAUAAAAGCAGGUGAUCAAGGACGUCAUUGGCAACAUGGUCAAGUACAAAUAGUACCAGGAAAUAAUAUAACACGUGUUAUUUAUGAAGUUGUUGCAGAUAGUCUAUCAGACGUUUCAUUAGAUGACCUUGAACUUAUUGAUGGACCUUGUAUCAGACCGGUUUAUUCAAUGAAUUGUACAUUUGAAGAAAAACAUAUUUGUGGUUAUUCAUCUGAUCCAUCUGGACAAUUAGCAUGGAUUAGAGAUCGAGGAUCAACAGUAACAUUAUUUACUGGUCCUAAUCAUACACUCGGAACAGCGCAAGGUUACUUUAUGUAUAUCGAUGCAUCAAGUUCACAAAAACCGGGUGAUAAAGGUCGAUUAGUAUCUAUUAUUGAACAACCGGUAAACGGUCGUUGUUUGGAAUUUUGGUAUCACAUGUAUGGUAAAAAUAUUGGUCAGUUGAAUGUUUAUAUUACUACGAAUGCAUCUGGUAAUUAUGUAAGAACACUACUCUGGUCACGCGGUGCUAAUGUCGGGAAUGUGUGGAGAAAAGCACAUAUUUCAACUGAAAACAUAAAUCCAUUUCGUGUUGUAUUCGAAGGUGUUAUUGGUAAUGGUUAUGAAGGUGAUAUUGCUAUUGAUGAUAUUGCACGUUUAGCUAAAUCAUGUAAAGAACCCAAUAAUUGUGAUUAUGAAGAUGUUACAUUUUGUGCAUGGGAAAAUGUUCAAAAAACUGAUCAAUUCGAUUGGGAGAUAACAAAUGGUUCAUCAUCAAGUACAUUAUCUAGUGGUCCAUUGUUUGAUCAUACGGUUGGAACAGGCGAUGGUUCAUAUGCAUUUAUUGAUACAAGUCAAACAAGAAAAAUCAACGAUACCGCUAUACUUAUAUCACAAUCAAUAACUGAUACUGGUUCAAAUGGAUUAUGUAUGAAAUUUUUCUAUCAUAUGUAUGGUGUAGGUAUUGGUGUAUUGACAGUUUAUUUACAAAAAGAAGGUUAUCAGCCAAUGUCCAUAUGGACAUUAUCGGGCGAACAAGAGGAUAAUUGGUUACAAGGAAAAGUCGGUUUUGUUAUGAAUUCCGAACAUUCAAUAAUAAUUGAAGCUAAAGUAACUAGUGAAAGCGGUGACGGCAAUAUAGGUAUUGAUGAUAUAUCAAUCACAAACGGUUAUUGCCCAACAUUUCCAGCAUAUGCUACACCGGCCGAUGCUUUAACAACAGCAACACCAGCAAUAACAACAAUGAUGACAACUCCGCCAUGUCUAUCAAAUGCAUUUGAUUGUGAUUUUGAAAAUGAUACAUGUUCAUCAUGGCAGUUAACUUAUGAAUCUGAACUUAGUUGGACAAGAAUUCAGGCUAUAGAAGCUUCACAAGAAGAUGCAGAUAAUUCAAUUUAUGAUCAUACAGGAAAUAAUAUAAAUGGAUAUUAUCUUUUACUGAAAUCAAACAAAACAAAACCCUUUCCAAAUAAUAGUGUCUCAACUCAAUAUCGUAGUUUAACAAUGAAUAAUAAUCGUCAAUGUUUAGAAUUUUGGUAUUUUAUGUAUGGUUCACAUGUUGGAAUAUUAAGUGUUUUAAUAUCAUCGGGCUUACUUUCUCAAUUACGAUGGACAGCAACAGGUGGAAAAGGUUAUGAAUGGUAUCAUGCACAAGUUAAUCUUCAAUCAUCACUACUCAAUUCAACACAAUUUAAUGUUGAUAUUGAAGGAAUAUGGUCAGCAGAUAAUCAUGGUUCAAUUGCUAUUGAUGAUAUAAUUCUUCUUAAUGGUACAUGUAAAACAUCACCUGAUCAAUGUGAUUUCGAUUCUGAUAAUUCAAUUUGUGGAUUUCAAUAUAGUUCAACAGGACAAUUUAAUUGGAUACGUAGUUUAGCAUCUGUAGUCAAUUCAAAUGUUGACCACUCAACUCAAACUACUGCAGGUUAUUAUAUGUUAGCCGAAGGAAAAAAUCGUAAUGUAAAUGAUCGUGCAUUACUUUUAACACCAAGACAAGAUCGUACAACAGGUUCAUGUUUACAAUUUUGGUAUUUUGAACAUGCAUUAACACAACAAUUGAAAUUAAAUAUUGUUCUAUCACCGCAAAGUUCAUUACUUUGGUCUCAUGCUGGUAGUUCAUCUAAUCGUUGGUUAUAUGCAGAAAUAAAUAUUCACAGUCCCAGUCAAUCAUGGCAAGCUGUAUUUGUAGCUGAAGUAUUAACACAAAAUUUAAAUGCUAGUGUUGCUAUUGAUGAUGUAUCAAUUACAAGAGGCUCAUGUCCAAAAGUCGGAGAUUGUACAUUUGAAAUUGAUUUAUGUGGUUGGAUAAAUGAUGAUGUUGAUGUUGAAAUGGAUUGGCUUGUAGGAAAUGGUGUACAUUCAUGGGGAACUGGACCUCUAUUUGAUCAUACAACUAAUAUAGCAGAAGGAAAAUAUUUAAUGAUUGAAACGUCAGCUCCAACAAAACCAGGCGAUCGUGCACGAUUAAAGAGUGUUGUUUUUGAUGGAACAAAUGGUGAGGCAAGAUGUUUUAGAUUUUGGUAUCAUAUGUACGGUGAUUCAAUAGCAACAUUGAAUAUUUAUCUUUUCAAUGCUUCUUAUAAUCGUAUAUGGUCACUUUCUGGUAAUCGAGGUAAUAAUUGGUAUGAAGGACAAGUAUCAUAUGUAUCACUGGUUCCACAUCAAAUUCUUGUCGAAGGUAUUACUGGAAGAGACUAUACGGUAAGAAUAUAUUAG